This is a messenger RNA of Symsagittifera roscoffensis, 2491 nucleotides long. RefSeq lists its product as uncharacterized. The record is from RefSeq and is a predicted model, not a curated record. The coding region runs from base 97 to 1536 and encodes 479 amino acids. The transcript has 5 exons. Lineage: Eukaryota; Metazoa; Xenacoelomorpha; Acoela; Convolutidae. Gene Ontology annotation, molecular function: mRNA binding; metal ion binding.
GUAUGUUGAUGAUUUACCCAUUUUUCAGACUAGUAUUGUUAGUAAUAUAAUAAUAGAAUAGUAUCAGCUAUAGACUAUUAUUAUCAAGAAUUGAAAAUGAACGGUGGAAUGGUCGGGCACAGUCCCUACAAAAAGAAGAUCUGCAACAACUUCGCUAAGGGAAAUUGUCUGGCUGGAAGCGAUUGCACUUUCGCUCACGGAACCCGCGAGUUGAGAACCUUCGAGAACCCGAUCUACAAAUCGAUGCUGUGCACAUCGUACGAUCAAGGGGGAAUUUGUCAGAUGGGAACUGACUGUCUGCUUGCUCAUGGAGAAAUUGAACUAAGAUUCGAUGAUGUGACGAUUGCGACCGUAUCAACUGAGGAUGAGAACACUGCCCCAAGUUUGACCAACCAACAAACGAAAGAGCUGAAGAAAAGUGCAUACAAGAGCGCGCUAUGUAUUCACUUCAUGCGACAAGGAAACUGUAAUCUGGGGAAGGGUUGUGCAUUCGCUCACGGAAAGGAAGAACUGACGAAUGUUGCCCCGCCCGACACCAAUGACCCGAAGUACAAGACGAAGCUGUGUCUGCGCUACGAACAGGACAGCUUUUGUCCCAGCGGAGAGCACUGUGUAUUUGCUCACGGGGAAGACGAGCUGAAAGCGCAAAGUGGAUCGGCUGAUAAAAGUGGAAAGCUAAGCCUGUUGUACAAGACUAGUCUGUGUAAUAACUUCGCAACUUUGGGAAUGUGCCCUAAUGGAAAGAACUGUUCGUUUGCUCAUGGAAAAUACGAGUUGAGACCCGUUGGAUUUGAUGGAGAUUUCGAGGCCAAAAUAGCUGAGAACCCGAAGUGGAAAUGCCUCAAGUGCAACAUCUACGUCCAAACGGGACACUGCAAUCGAGUCAACUGUGACUUCGCUCACGGGGAGGAGGAGUUACGCAACGAGUUCCCCGAAGCCAGCAAGGCAGUCAAAGUCAAGGUCAACUACAAGACUGCGAUCUGCAAUAACUUUGCAGCACAAGGAUACUGCUUCCACGAAGACAAGUGUUCGUUUGCACACGGCGAGCAUGAGUUGAACAAAACGCGGGAUGCAGCUGCUGCUUUGAAGAUCAUCCGAGAAUCGGCUGUGCAGCAGAGAAAGAGACCUAAGAUCGAGGCAGCUGCUGGGGGAGCUGAGUCCUUGUCCAGAAGUGGAGGGAACGCGACGGUAGCCGCUAUGAGUAGCCCGACUGAUCAGACGCUUUUCGCGGAGUUUCUUGAGUUCAAGAAGUUCAAACAGCAAAGCGACACAGCUGCAGCCGCUGCCGUGGCUCCUGUUGCAGCAUCUUAUUUCAACUCGAAACAAUUCGUCACGAAAUCAGUGGUAUCAACUCCUGGAGGAUACUACGGUAGCACUUCUGUGGGAGAGGUACCAUCCCAACCUUCUACCCAGGCAUACUACGGAUCAUUAGCAGGGGGGUUCCGAAAGCAAGCGGCACCCGUUGAUAACAAUACUGCAUUCGAACGUCAGAAGAUUGCGUUUCGAGCAAAUGCUCAGGCCGAGUAUGCGUAUUAAAAAGCUCAGAACAAAAUUAUGACCUAAGAGCUCAGAGAAUGAAUCUAAGAGACUAUUAUCUAAAAUGAUUACCUUACUAUUUGUUCUGUCUAUGAUUUUGACCAAUGAUUAGAUUCAAUUAUGAUUAACUUAAAGUGGCUCUUUUUCCUUUUCGACCCAACCUCACAUGAGCAUCAGUUUUAUGGUGUAGUGAGUGGUUUUACAAUGUUGUUUAUGAAGACCAAGUAUGAUUGUCAUGGCCUACCUAGGCAGCGUGUCAAUUUUCAUAACAAUCGGUUGGUGGGAACAGUAAUUUUACGUGUAAAAAUUCGCAGGUAGAGAAAAGGAAAAAGAGCCCUUAAAGUUAACGUUAUAGAUAUAGUUUACUAAUGAUCAGUAUAUCUUAUGUAUAGUAAUAUGCAUACGUGCUAUAGAUGUUGUAUAUUUAAUUCUGUGUUUUAUGAACCUGUUGCUCUAAUGUCUAUCAAUGAUUGUUGCUUGAAAUCAUAUCUUCAAUCCAGGAAAAUUAGUCCGUUGUUACAGUUUUGAUUGCCAUUUUGGCGGUCUCUUAAUUAAAAUGGGCUUUAGUUUACUUGCUUGGUCCCUUUAAAUUACUGUGGUCCUUAAUAAAAGCAGAGAUACAGUAUUUGGGUUAAUUCACUCAGUAAGCAUUAUUUUCUCUAAAUUCCUAGUCUCUUAAUUUCCUUAUCUUGAUGACACAACUUGCUUAGUUAUAGCUUAGUGGGUACGAAUUUGGUAACCAGGCUCAAAGUGUAGAUUCGAACCCCGCGCUUGUUUUUGUUUUUAGGAAAUAGGCGGGACCAAUCAUCUAGUUUUCUCACGGGACCAAACAAGUGAACUAGUACCUUAAAAUGUUCAAUGUGCAAUAUAAAAACUAUUUAUCUGAUUAAAUAUUUUUGAUCAGUUCUGAAGUUAAAAGAGUCUUGCUGGAUUCUCUUUGAUCUUGACAUUAUUU